UGGCCAAUAUAUUUUUUUCCAUAGAAUACUUUUUACAAUUCAAAAAGUAAAGGCAUAGGUUCCUAAAUUCAACAGGCUACAGCGGAUAUAUUUUUUGAUAAUUCAAUAUGCCUUAUGCAAAUCAACCUUCUGUUCAUAUUACCGAUCUGACAGAUGAAAAUGUAAAGUUUCAUAUAGAAGACACUGAUUUGAGCGUAGCAAACAGUAUUCGUCGUGUUCUUAUUGCCGAAACUCCAACAAUGGCUAUUGAUUGGGUAAAACUGGAAGCAAACUCUACUGUUUUGAGCGAUGAAUUUCUUGCACACAGAUUAGGUCUAAUCCCUUUGAUUUCUGACUAUGUCGUUCAGCGUUUACAAUAUCCAAGGGACUGUGUCUGUUCAGAUUUUUGCAAAGAGUGCAGUGUAGAAUUUACUCUUGAUGUUAAAUGCACUGAUGAUCAAACUCGUUUAGUAACCACUGCUGACUUGAAAAGUAGUGAUCCUAGAGUUAUACCAGCAACUUCUAAACAUCGAGAUGAAGAAUCCACUGAAUAUGGUGAAACAGAUGAAAUUUUGUUGAUUAAGUUACGUAAAGGGCAAGAAUUAAAAUUGAGAGCUUAUGCCAAGAAAGGUUUUGGAAAAGAACAUGCUAAAUGGAAUCCAACAGCAGGAGUAGCCUUUGAAUAUGAUCCAGACAAUGCAAUGCGACAUACAUUAUAUCCUAAACCUGAUGAAUGGCCAAAAAGUGAAUAUAGUGAACUUGAUGAAGAUCAAUAUGAAGCUCCAUUCAAUUGGGAAUUGAAGCCAAACAAAUUUUUUUACAAUGUGGAAUCCUGUGGAUCCUUGAAACCUGAAAAUAUAGUUACAAUGGGUGUAGAAAUGCUAAGAGAGAAAUUAUCAAAUUUACAAACACAGCUGAGAUUAGAAAUUGAAAAUGAUGCAUUGGCUAUUUAAAAAAAUCAAAAAAAUGUUUUCUGUCUAUUGAUUUUUGAAAGUGUCUAUUCAUCAUUUUGAAUUGUGAUUUUAGUUGAGUAUUGUAUUAAUUACCAAUAAAUAUUUUCAGAUCAUAAA
Molecule: messenger RNA, 1049 nt
Organism: Harmonia axyridis
Lineage: Eukaryota; Metazoa; Arthropoda; Insecta; Coleoptera; Coccinellidae
Gene: RpII33
Product: DNA-directed RNA polymerase II subunit RPB3
Exons: 5
Coding region: 108-932 (274 amino acids)
Biological process (GO): DNA-templated transcription
Cellular component (GO): RNA polymerase II, core complex
Molecular function (GO): DNA-directed RNA polymerase activity; DNA binding; protein dimerization activity
Source: RefSeq, a predicted model, not a curated record